AUGGCGCACCUUGUCAGGCUCAUCGCUGACGGUUACCGGGAUCUUAUGGAUAACAAAAGUGAUCCCAGGGUGAACAAUUGGGCCAUGAUGAGCAGCCCAUUUCCAACCUUAGCUAUAUGUCUCUCGUACGCAUAUUUCGUCAAGGUCUUGGGUCCUAAGAUGAUGGAAAAUCGAAAACCAUUAGACCUGAGACGAGUAAUGAUCGUAUAUAACCUAUUUCAAGUUAUAUUCUCCACGUGGCUAUUUUAUGAGAGUUUAGCGUCCGGGUGGUGGGGACAUUACUCGUUCAGAUGUCAACCGGUUGACUACUCAAACAAUCCUCUAGCAAUGAGGAUGGCCAGAGGAUGCUGGUGGUACUAUAUAUCAAAAUUCACAGAAUUUCUCGACACUAUUUUCUUCGUUUUGAGAAAGAAGAACGAUCAUAUUUCGACGCUUCACGUUAUCCAUCAUGGAUGUAUGCCCAUGUCCGUUUGGUUUGGCGUCAAAUUUACCCCUGGUGGCCACAGCUCAUUCUUUGGCUUGCUGAAUACUUUCGUACAUAUUAUUAUGUAUUCGUAUUAUUUGUUGGCUGCCUUGGGACCAAAGAUCCAACCUUAUCUCUGGUGGAAGAAAUAUCUGACUGCACUGCAGAUGGUCCAGUUUGUCCUUGUGAUAAUUCACGCGUUUCAACUUCUCUUCAUCGACUGCAACUACCCUAAGGCUUUCAUCUGGUGGAUCGGAAUGCAUGCUGUCAUGUUCUAUUUCCUCUUCAGGAACUUCUACCGGGAGGCGUACAACAAGAAGCAGCUGAAGAUUGCCAAUGCGAAGAAGCGUCAUGAGGAAUACUCUCAGAAUGGAAUUGUGAAUGGGGUUAAUGCAGACGAGAAGAAAAAUACUGUCAUAUACGCAAAUCAGUAUAAAAUGGGCACUGGAUACAUAUCUGAUAACGGACUGAGAAACAGGGUCUUCAUUGAUAACAGAAGCUUUAAGCAAUGAUGUAUCAUUAACGUACAUUUAGGAUUCAUCAUUAGUUCAAAUUGCUGCCAGUAAUUUUUUGUGGGCAAUAUCAUGUCAAGACUCGAGCGAAUAUUUCGCCACGUAAUAUAUUUUAUAUUCUUUUAUAUUUUGGAAUUACUUAUGACGUACCGGAAGUAAGAAAUUUUUCAUAACUAGCAUCGUCAUGAUAUCCACCAAGCAAUGACUUAGAAUAUGGUCAAAAUCAAGUCACGCAGGUUAUCUGAUAAAUUGAGAUAACUGAUCAUUAUCCAAGGAUAUUCAAUCUGCCAACUCUCGCUGGACGAGGAACAAUCUCUCGAUCGUCGUAGGAGAGAAUCAGUCAGGGAUUGACUAAAUUCCUUUUUAUUAAUGGAGUGUGAUAAAAAGAAAAGAACAAAAUCGAAGCAAUACUGUCUUACGACUACGUGAGUUUUUGUUUUUUCAAUUGCAAAGGUUCAGCGAUGCUAGUCAUCCGUAUUUUACAGGAUGAUAAGACGCGGAAACGGCUUUAGCAACAAUAACACUUAAACGUUUUAAUGUAUUGCAGACUAUUCUCAAUAAGUAGAAUAAACACAAAGUGCAAUUGUUAAUUGAUAGAUCUUUAAGUUUGAAAAUGCGAAAAUUAAUUGAUUAGACGCGCAUGGAGGACAACAAUGAAAGUACAAAGGGGCAAGGAUAAAAGAAUUGAAAGACAGAGCCUAUUGGAAAAAAAAAAUUGUUAUUGAAAUAAACGAUAGGAAGAAUUCAUACUUGUUCAAGUGUAUACGGAUAAAAUGGAUAAGAAUCAAGAAGGUCUUUAUUUAGUUCUCUAAUUUCGCGAAUAAAGCUCACUUAUCCAUUUAAUACGUAAUAACGAAUAUGUGUUAUUUUGUCAUAAAAACAAAUAAAUGACAAUAUGACAUGCAUUUAGCUUGUAAGUCUUGUCUCAAGUAUAAUUUAAGAAACAAUUGCAAUGCCUAGACUAGUUGUAAGUACUUUUCUAUAUAACGUAGGAGAGCAUAAUCCAGUGUUUCAGUUAUAUUUAUAUUUAUGUAAAUAAAACACGACUCUUUAUUGUAACUUUACAAAUCGAUCAACUUCUCAGUGCUCCUGUACUGAGAGCACACUCGAUACAAACAAACGAUAAUGGUGUCAACAAUAGCCGAUAGAUGAAAAACAUCUCUCGAAAGUCAAUCUGCGGAAAAUAAUAUAAAUAAAAUCCGACAGAUGAUUAACACUUCACGCUAA
Molecule: messenger RNA, 2202 nt
Organism: Cephus cinctus (wheat stem sawfly)
Lineage: Eukaryota; Metazoa; Arthropoda; Insecta; Hymenoptera; Cephidae
Product: elongation of very long chain fatty acids protein AAEL008004
Exons: 3
Coding region: 1-975 (324 amino acids)
Biological process (GO): sphingolipid biosynthetic process; fatty acid elongation, monounsaturated fatty acid; fatty acid elongation, polyunsaturated fatty acid
Cellular component (GO): endoplasmic reticulum membrane
Molecular function (GO): fatty acid elongase activity
Source: RefSeq, a predicted model, not a curated record